Molecule: messenger RNA, 1242 nt
Organism: Arctia plantaginis
Lineage: Eukaryota; Metazoa; Arthropoda; Insecta; Lepidoptera; Erebidae
Source: the annotation of a GenBank genome assembly
AUGGAUGUUCUUCCGGACGAAGUUCUAGACAUGGUCUUCAAGUACCUGUCCACACCUAUGUUGCUGGGCGUCUGCGUGCGCGUGUGUCGACGUUGGCGGUACGUCGUUGAGCGUCAGGCGCUGGCGCUGCGGGAAGAGGGCGAUGAGCGCCGCCUGCACCGCGCCAUGCGACGCGUGCUGGUCACCACGUUCCCUGUAGAUCUGUUAGGGCUCAUGGACAACAUCAUCGCCAAGGUACGGUUCAUACGCGAGAUAACCGUGCACUGCUCGGCAGCUUUUCACGAGCCGCACACAGAAGCGCUUCGAAUGCUGCCUAAUCUGGUUCACCUAGACGUGUUUUUGCAACCGCGCGUACUCGACGAGCGACUGUCGGAUAUCAUUAGGCGCCUGAACACGCUGGUGGCUAACGAGAAACUGGCGCCGGGUCUGCUCCGCGAUCUGGCGGCGAGUUCUCAGCUGGUCGCGCUACACAUGUACGGACGCGCCAUGCUCUACCCUUGCCGCGAGAUGCUGGACAUGCUGAGCGCGCGCGCCCCUUACAUGCGCGAGUUAACGCUUCGCUGCAACCAGUUGCCCGACGCGGCCUUCAGCACCAUCGGUGACUGUUACAACCUGCUCUCGCUGCAGCUGUACUCGUGUAGGCUGCUGUCGACCAUGGGGGCGCGCGCGCUAUGUCGUCCGCGGCGCUUGCGGCGCCUGCACGUGACGGGCGCGUGUCUCGUGCGGCGUCAUGCCCUCGCCGACAUGCUCGAGCUCUUGCCCGAGAAUUUAAACGAGCUCGUACUUAGUAAUAGUUGGUUCGGAGACGAACACGUAAGGAUCGUGGCGAAAAGUGCUCGCGAGCUUCGCGUCGUCGAGCUGUGGUGUUGUAAGUUAACCGCCGCCGGGGCGAAGAAGCUCGCGUGUGCGCUCCCAAAACUGGAGCAGCUAGACCUAGACCUGACCAUGCCAAAAAGGUUUCUGCAGGCGAUGGCUCGUCACUCCAGCCUGCGAUUCGUGCGUUGCGUCCCUGACAAAGCGGGCCCCCACCCCGAGCAGUACAUGCAGGAUCACCCCAUAUGGGAAGUAGAUGGAUUGCGAAUAUUUGCGACGUACGCCCUAUACAACCACAAGUAUUUCCGUACGGGUGACGAAGGGUUUCGCUCUGUGUUGUUUUACUAUUGGAUGCAGGAUGUGCCUCCUGAACCACACCUGCCGUAUGAGUAUUCAGAAGUUGACACAUAUGAAGAUCCCUUCUAUUAA